UACUGUUGCUAGGGCAGCGGGUCUCCGCAGGAGUUGGGAGUAGGAAGUUUUGGGGAGGUCAAGGGUCAGUGCGGAGUCUCUGUUGGAGAUGGUGAAGCAGACGAUCCAGAUUUUCGCUAGGGUAAAGCCCUCCGUACGGAAGCAGCAGCAAGGGAUUUAUUCCAUAGAAGAAGAUGAAAAAUUAACACCUAGCUUGGAAAUUCUCUUACCCCGGGAUCUGGCGGAUGGAUUUGUGAACAAUAAGCGAGAAAGCUACAAGUUUAGAUUUCAAAGGAUUUUUGACCAAGACGCAAAGCAAGAGAUCAUUUUCGAAAUCAUUGCCAAACCAGUUGCUGAGAGUGUCCUGGCAGGUUACAAUGGUACCAUCUUCGCGUAUGGGCAGACAGGCAGUGGCAAGACGUUCACCAUCACAGGUGGGGCCGAGCGCUACAGCGACAGAGGCAUCAUCCCAAGGACUCUGUCAUAUAUUUUUGAGCAGUUGCAAAAGGACAGCAGCAAGGUCUACACGACACACAUUUCUUACUUGGAAAUCUACAAUGAAUGUGGCUACGACCUGCUGGAUCCGAGACAUGAAGCCUCCAAACUGGAAGAUCUGCCGAAAGUGACAACAUUGGAGGAUCCUGAUCAGAACAUUCACCUGAAAAACCUGUCUCUUCAUCAGGCGACAACCGAGGAGGAAGCUUUGAACUUGCUCUUCUUGGGGGACACCAACAGGAUGAUUGCAGAGACUCCUAUGAACCAAGCUUCAACCCGAUCACACUGUAUUUUCACUGUUCACUUGACCAGCAAGGAGCCAGGAUCUGCUACCGUCCGACAUGCUAAGCUCCAUUUGGUUGACCUGGCUGGGUCAGAGCGUGUGGCAAAGACUGGAGUCGGAGGUCUGCUUCUGACAGAGGCCAAGUACAUCAACUUGUCACUGCACUACCUGGAGCAGGUCAUCAUUGCCCUUUCGGAAAAGCACCGCACACACAUCCCUUACAGGAACUCCAUGAUGACGAGCGUGCUCAGAGACAGUCUGGGGGGCAACUGCAUGACCACUAUGAUCGCCACGCUCUCUCUAGAGAAGAGGAACAUUGAUGAGUCCAUCUCUACCUGCAGAUUCGCUCAGCGAGUGGCCCUCAUCAAAAACGAAGCCGUCCUCAAUGAAGAAAUUGACCCCAGACUGAUGAUUGUCCGCUUGCAAAAGGAGAUUGCAGAUCUGAAGGCGGAGCUGGCCGUGGCCACCGGGGAGUUGAGGACAGAGGCACUCACCGAAGCAGAGCUCCAUCAGCUGGAAAAACUAAUAGCAUCCUUUUUGGAAGACCAAGAUCCAGAGAGUAGACUGGAAGUUGGCGCCGAUAUGCGUAAAAUCCAUCACUGUUUUCAUCAUUUUAAGAAGCUGCUGAAUGACAAGAGCGCCAUAAAGAAUCCCGUCUCCUCUGAAAGCACACACCAGGCAUGCCAAGAGCCGUUGGAAGGCGAAGAAUAUACGAAGCUCCGAGACCUUCUCAAGCAGAGGGACAAUGAGAUCAAUAUCCUGGUCAACAUGUUAAAAAAGGAAAAGAAGAAAACUCAGGAUGCCCUGUACCUAUCUAGCAUGGAGAAGAAUGAGGCCAGGACACCACAGAACUCACCCUUCAUUUCUAAGAGCCCAGCAAGUCAGAGCACCUCCGUCUCCUCAGUCCUGAGCCAGGACCAUAGCAUCUACAGGCACAGCUCCAGUUUGCUCCACAAAAAAACAGGAAUGAGAGAGGAGAUGUCCCUGGGACGCCAGGAGGCUUUUGAAAUUUUCAAGAGGGACCACGCUGACAGUGUCACCAUCGAAGACAACAAACAGAUUCUGAAGCAGAGAUUUUCUGAAGCAAAGGCUCUGGGAGAAAGUAUAAAUGAAACAAGAAGUAAGAUUGGUCAGCUAAAGGAUGCCAUCACCCAGAGGCACCUACAGCAGGUAGCUCUUGGAGUCUCAGAGAACACGGUCACACCCUCCCUGCCUGACCUCCAGGAAGAGAAACUGCGUUCCCAACUGGAAGAGGAGAAGAGCAGGUACAAAUCGACGUUCAUGCGCCUGAAAGCCCUGAAGGUGGAGAUUGAGCACCUGCAGCUGCUCAUGGACAAAGCCAAGCUGAAGCUGCAGAAGGAGUUCGACGUCUGGUGGGCUGAGGAGGCCGCCAGCCUGCAGGUAAACUCCCCAGCCGCAAAUCCUCAGGAGGGUGUGAAGCCGGUGCCACAGCAGGACCAGCCACGGCAUCUCUCCAAGAAAAGUUCUCAAAGAUGGGAAGCUGAAGAUGGAGCUGACAGUGUGGACAUCUGUGAUAGAAAUGCCAGAAGAAUCCUCCCCUCCCCUCGCCCCAGUGAGCACAGCCAAGGGUCCAGUAGCUCCAGGACACAGCUACAAGGCAGCAUCUCCGAAAAGCAGAUAUCAUCCAUCCCUCUCACGGGAGACAGCCAGACAGAUUCCGACAUCCUGGCAUUCAUCAAGGCCAGACAGAGCGUGCUGCAGAAGAAAUGCCUGGGAAGUAACUGAAUUUCUGAUGGGAUUCCAACCGUGUCCUGCAAAUGGAAUGACUGAUGUGAAGACAAAGACCCUGCCCCUCACUGUGACCUCAGAUACAACAUAAAGCCACCCCAGAGCAGCUGGCGAAUGUGAG
This is a messenger RNA of Peromyscus maniculatus bairdii (prairie deer mouse), 2627 nucleotides long. It is a transcript of the gene Kif6, whose product is annotated as kinesin family member 6. Gene Ontology annotation, molecular function: microtubule motor activity; ATP binding; microtubule binding. Lineage: Eukaryota; Metazoa; Chordata; Mammalia; Rodentia; Cricetidae. The record is from RefSeq and is a predicted model, not a curated record. Gene Ontology annotation, biological process: microtubule-based movement.